Molecule: messenger RNA, 508 nt
Organism: Sus scrofa (pig)
Lineage: Eukaryota; Metazoa; Chordata; Mammalia; Artiodactyla; Suidae
Gene: SPINK2
Product: serine peptidase inhibitor Kazal type 2
Biological process (GO): negative regulation of serine-type endopeptidase activity; spermatid development
Molecular function (GO): protein binding; serine-type endopeptidase inhibitor activity
Source: RefSeq, a predicted model, not a curated record
GUCUCCUGGGGGAGGGUGCCGUAACUCGUGUCGCGUGACACUGGAGCGCGGGGAGGCCGGCCGCGCGGGGGAAGGAUGGCGCCGGCGGCCCUGCGCUGGGUACUGUUGCUCCUGGUCUGGUGGGACUCAGCAGCCCUGUUGAAUGCUCAGUUUGGUCAGCCUUCAGAAUACAGAACACCAAGCUGUGAUCAGUAUAAAUUACCAGGAUGUCCCAGGGACUUUAGCCCCGUGUGUGGCAGUGACAUGGCCACUUACCCCAACGAGUGCACUCUGUGCAUGAAAAUCAGGGAAGACGGUCGCGAUAUUAAAGUCAUCCAGAGUGGACCGUGCUGACGGAGCAGCGUACACAGAGCAGUUGGGAGAAAUGCCUUUCACCAACUCUGGGUGACCCCAUUUUCCCCUUUUCCUGUCUCUUUGCAUGAGAUUUGUUUACCCCUAUUUUCUGAGAGGAGGUGUGGCAGAGAGCCCUGGGUAAUGACUGAUAAUUAAAGCAAACAGACAAAAAUCA